AGGCCGACAAUUUUGCAAACUUUGUUUAUGUACGGUCCUUUCAUUAAAUUAUCUUGCAACAAUUUUAACUAAAAUAGUAAAACUUGUAUGAAAUUACUGUGCUUUAUAAAAAGAUGGAUUAAUAUCAGAUCAAUCCGAUUAUUUUAGAAUGUAAGUGUAUGUUAAUUGCAAGGAUAUUUACUUUGAAAAGAUACUAUGAUUGUGACUUAUUGCCUACUUCAACUUCAUCAUUGAUCGGCAGGAAUAUGAACCUAAAAAGAUAAAGAGACAGAAGUAAAAAUGUUUAAAAUUGAAUCAUAUGUGACACCAAUCCUUUUGAGUUAUGUGGACAAAUAUGUUCGUGACUUCAAACCAGCUGAUGCACAAGUGUCACUAUGGGGAGGAGGAGUGGCACUUCACAAUCUCGUACUCAAGGCGGAUGUGUUGCAGCAAGAACUAGCUCUUCCGUUUACCCUAGUCUCUGGGCGGAUUCAUGAACUCUUAAUACAAGUACCAUGGACGAAAAUUAUGUCAGAACCCAUCAUUGUCACCAUAGAUACCAUAGAAUGCGUUCUAAGUCUCAAUCCUCCUGCACCAAAUGAAGAGACCGUACCUCCUGACUCUCCAAGCAGACGAGCGCAAGUCGUAGAAGCACCUCCGGGUUACAUGCAAGCAUUAGUGCGCCGUAUCGUGAGCAACAUAAGCCUCCGAAUACAUCACCUCAUCGUGAAAUAUGUGCAAGAUGAUAUCGUAAUGUCACUGAAUGUGAAACAUCUAGCUGUCGACAGUGCCGACUCGGAUUGGGAACCGUCUUUUGCUGAUAUCGAUCAGAACCUGCCCAUCAUCAGGAGGCUCGUACAUCUAGAUGACCUAACCCUCUGCCUGGACAGAGCUGAUUCUGAUGGCAAGAUAAGAUUCUACCAGGAACCUUUGCUGUAUCGAUGCCAAUUAGAGUUAAGAGUACUGACCCGUUUAGUAUCAGCGAAUACACGUCGCGCAAGCAGCUUGAGUGUCCAGCUUCGAUCAAGUAAACUGGCUUGGGGCGUGACCAGUGACCAACUGACUUUACUCUUGCGAUUGAUCAGAGAACGAUCUGUGGUCAAGGUGCAACCGCAAACCACCAAGAUUAUCAAUAUCAACCAACCGCCAGCGCAUUUAACGAGCUCAAGUUCAUCUGAGCCGGCUCGUACCGAGAGCUGGUCGGAGUGGGCGUGGUCUUGGUUCCCUAUGACAUCUGAUGCUGAGGGUGGAAUAGAAGAAGAACGCAUGCCUCCGGCACCUACACCUCUUCAUUUUAACGCCUAUUUCGAUGACAUAUCCCUUGUUUUCAAGGUAAUGGAAUCGGAGUCAAGUACUCGUAAACGUUCACGUGGCGUGUUAGAGCUGUGCGCUUCACACGGCGCCAUCAAGAGCUACGUUUGCAGACCGACUUCGUUCCGGAUGCAAAUGGCGACGCGCACGUUAACGAUCAAAUCGUCCGGAAGAUGUGUCUGCGGACAUCUCGAUUACACUAUGGGUAAAGACGAGCCUACCGUGUACCUGUGUAAAUCGGAGAGCGAGCGCGUCGACAACUGGACCUGGCCCGCGAAUGAAUUCAGCGGAGGUCACGUGGAGACAGCGGAAGCAGCUCAGGAAACUCCUAAGGACGAGAACCAAAAUCCGGAACCGAUUAUAGACGAGUCGGAUCAAUCAGGACACUCCACGCCGGAGCCCAAAAAUAACAUCGACGAAGAUGACAAACUGUGGGCACAGAUGUCGCCACUGUUGUACGUUAAUUACACUCAUGAACGAUCACCGCCCGACGUUUACGAAAACCCUUAUGAACAUCCGCCUGAAGAUUUUCAAUAUAGUGAUUGGGCAGAAGAAAGCAACCUGAAAAUCGAAAUUGAAUCUUUAGAUAUCAAACUCAGUACCGGAUUGCUGCAUAGACUUUCAGCCUUGAAGAACAUUUACAAAGAGCUACCGCCAGUUCCCGACGUUGAACUACCAAUGCGCGUGCUGACAGUCGAAGAAUGCGACGCUCUAUUCGACAAUCUACCCUUGCGGCGUUUGUCUGUUGAAAUGAAAGGGCUCAACGUCCGCGUACACCCUUUCGAUCACUCGGCACAGGACCGUACUCCGUCGCACCCGGUCGUUUUGGAAGUCUACAUGCCGAGGGGCAUCCUGAUUGUCAGUGGACCUCUGUAUCCUCAUAGAGUCUGUUCGGCGGCUUGUCAGAUGCCGGAUGACGCGGGACCGCUAUGGCAAGGGGCACGUGUUCACGUGUCCGCCAUUUUGUCCGGUAUUGAGGCUAGCAUUUGCUCCGUCGACGGGCAGACUCGGCCGUGCGCGAGAACCGAUCUCCGCAUAGUUGCGCACUCGCUUCAGUACAGAGAAUUCUUCACGAAGCGGGAGAGCGUUGUCUUCAGUUAUUCAAUUAAGAUGCGCGAAGUGAACAUAUGCGGAUCGGCCGCUCGGCUCCAAACGGCGUGGCUGAUACCGAUGUCGCUGAUAAACGAAAAAAUAUCACUGCCCCUGCGACACACAACCUUACCCAAAGACGCUCUCAACGACGAAGAGUCAGUAGCAUUGGACGUCACGCUGGAAGACCUCUGCGUCCGGGGCUACAUCACGAAACACAUCAACACUCACAUAUUGACGCUCCAAUGUGCGCGCGCGACCGCCAUGCACGAACCCAAAGACAUUAAUCCUGUGAAACAAGCCUGGUUGUUCUCCGGUCCGGACACUCCGACCACAACACCAUAUCUUCGUGUAGCAGUACAAUGGUGCUCGCAACCGAUGCCGAAUUCCAUGGAUUACAUCGGAGUAUGGAUGGAACAGACGGCUAUCUCUGUCGACCCGCUGUUCGUUGCAUGGCUUGCUUAUAGACCACGUCCGAGAUUGUUUGAUACGCCAUCGCACUCAAACUUAUCAAAGAGCUCGUCCACGCAGUUCUAUUGGAAGCGUCGUGCAACACCACCGUCCUCAAGCGGUCGUGGAGUCAGCCGUUCCGGGUCUGGUGCUGAAUUGGUUCACGUCCGCCCUCGCAGUAUCGGAUCGAGCAGCGAACCUAGCGAGAAGAAAGAGAAACAGCCUCCGUCUCCGACUAGACCGCCCGUAGACUGGUUGAACGGUGAACGUCUCCUGGCAAUCCAUGACCGACUCCGCGGCAUGCUGGUCAACGUGGAAGUAGGUCUGAUGCUGAUCUACGUGACCACCAGUACCGUCUCGGCCACCGACUGCUUCACCGUUCGUGACGCAAUGGAACGUCACGCUAGUAUGGCUCAACCUGUUCUAGCUAUCAGUGCCGGACGAUUCUUGAUAUACUCGAGUCUAAACACGAAGCAGCUGUGGCACGAGAUACGACACGACGGACCGACGUUCGUCACGCCCAGAACGGAGCAAAAAGAUCUGAACUCGUUUCCAUGGAAGCUGCGCCUGUCCGACGUCUCCUGCUACACUCUAGAAGUUAAAGCUUCAAGCUCGAACAAGGACAAGGCCCAUCGAUCGCAGCUGAAGUCGCUGGUGUACGCCACACCGAGGACGGUGUUGGAAAUGGUCACGACUACGAUCACGCUCUCAGUAGUCACGAAGUCGUUGCAGCAAAAAGCAGCUGCUUCUACUUCUACUAAGAAAGACCAUAAGAAGCAUCCGGAAGCUAGUGCUGAAGAGGAAACAGUCAAAUACUUCAUGACUGGAAUGGAUUUUAAACCAUCCACAUUGAAAGAAUUUGUGCGAGGACCUACCAGACGUAAGAAGACCAAUCAAGAGCAAGCAGAGCAGUCUCCGGAGAGGACGGCGCCUCCGAACUUGACCAGCGGGCCGGUCGUGUCCCUCGGAGUGCAUCUACACGCGGACACCCCGCCCAUCAUCAUCAGGCUCGAUCACGAUCAGGUACAUACAAUAUCGGCGACGCUACACAAUUUCAAGCACAUUUUGAAUCUGAUGCGGCGAAGUUCAGACGCCGGACCGAGGCAGUCUUUCACGCCACCAGACGGCUCUCACAAAUCGUUGAUAAGAUCCAUGUCAGAAAUAGAAGAAGGACGAAGCCCUUCAGACGAAACUACUAGCGAGAAUAGAUCAGACCUUAUUUCAAUAUUCGAAUCACAUUCAGCACAAGACCUUACCUCCAAAUUGAAGACGUUUUUCUGGUUCCAGUGGGUUGUAAGUCGAGCGACCCUUGUAAUAGCUGCCAAUCAUGCCAAAUUAGCAUUCGACAUCGACGAUAUUAUAUCGACCAUCGACAUGCAGUCCCAUUAUAAUCAACUACGAAUCAAAUUAGCCUCAGCCUCAGUGAGGCAAUAUGAACGAGUGGGUAGUGACGAGUGGACAGCCGGCGUUCUGGGAGGCAGGGUGCUCGAAGCCCGCGAACCAAGCAAUGCCAAAGAGGACAAUCAUUUCCUAUCAAUAACUGUCACACAAGCGCAAAUAUCAAAUCUACCUUCCAGCUGGAGAGAAGAACUUCAUCCGAAAUUACUCGAAAACAAAACAAGCACUGACACGAUGUGGGAACUAUACGCAACCCUGGCGCCUUUAGAAGUGGUUCUGCAGCCGACCGUCGUGGAUCACAUCAUAGCCCUCGUGCACGAGAUGGCGUCUCGAUCGUUCUGUCCCCAACAGGUCCAACCAGAGGCCAGCGCUCCCACCGUGUGGCAGUGGCCGUUCUGCUACAUAACCGCUGGUGGAUUGAGGCUUUUGCUGACUUGUGACGAAGAGGACACGGGACUCGAUGACACGUUUAUGUUUGUUAUCGGAAAGAUUUCGGUCAAUCCACAUCCCGAAAAUCCUAUUUGCAGGCGCGCGAUCAACUCGACCUCGGACUCCGGUUGGGCGAACAACAGCGAGUACGAAGGUCGGCAGUACGAGGUCAUAAUCAAGAAUGUCGCCAUAAGAUCGGCGCAGUUCAGGCAAAUUGUCAACCAGGAGGUGAGCGAAGCGGAGAUCCUUAAGGGAACAGGUGGUGAAAAUCCAGCCUUAAAAUGGAGUCAACCCACUGUCGCUCCUGUUGUAACGCCAAUACUACACGCACUCGACAUCGGUUGCGUGCUAGCUCCGGCUCUGUACAAUUCCGGCACUCUGGUCUGCGGUCCGGCUGUCGAGGUGAACUUAGUAUCGGAUUGCGCAAUAGAGUUGAGCGUUGACCAACUGGACUUAUUGCGGCGCGUGAUCGAAGACAUACGUGAUUCUAUUCAAGAGAGUAACGAAUUAUCGUUGCAAUUAAACGAAAUGAAAGAUCACGUAUGUCCGUAUGCGACAGUCUUAGAGAGCGAACCGCAAGAUUUGAACGCCACGUCCAGUGACACGAGUUUUAAUGAAGAUAUAAUGAAAUAUCAAGAGUUCGCGAAGGCCGCCGCGGCGGACUCCGGCGUGGAGACGACAUCGCAUUCCACCUUCAAAUCCGGCAGGUUGGUUGAGGAGCCGACCGUCAUACCAAAGAAGUCCAUAUCCGUAGGUUUUGCUGAGCAGAUAACGGACGCUUCGGACUUCCUCGAAGUGUACGUCACUAUGGGCAUAAUAGAGCUGUCUCUUUACACGAAAGAUAACUCCAGCCCGGAGGUCGUGGCGCUUCGUCCUCCCGUAGUCGAGAGAGUUGUAGAGCCCGUCCCACUCUUGGAGGUGAUCAUACAUAAUUCUCAAGAAUCAUCAAAACGCGACGAAGACGAGUCACCGGUGGCCAGCAAAAGCAACCCGGAGUCCGUGCCGAAUAUCGACGUCGGCACGCCCAAGCCGGAACACAAUGAAACUCUGCCAUUAGCGAGGAAGUCCGAAGGGAAUCUGCCUUUAAUCCAUUUGACGUUGCAACAACCUAAUCUGUAUUAUUGGAGGAAGAAGACACAACGAAGCUUGCAGGUAUCCCUCUUCGACUUGUGGUUGGGACUCGGCGUGGGCAAGAAUGACAGUCAUUGGAGUUUAGUCCUUCUGUCAACUGCAAAAGGCGCAGUUGAUCCUGUGACGGACAUACCGCCCGCAUUGGCCACUAUGAAGAUACUAGUGCCAUCUUCUGGUUACGUGAAUUCGUCUUCUAGCUCGAAUGCAAAGGGCUCUAUAAGAAUAGACGUCGAGAGACCGAUUCGGCUGGACCUGUGCACGGAUCGAUUCAAACGUGUCAAAGGAAUUAUUAAUCUCAUAAAUAAACAAGUACCAUAUUCGCCCUCAAGACACAAUGAAAUUACAGCUGAAACUCCUCAUUUGUACGGGCUCCGGCGGUUCUUUAGUAUUCACGGUAUUGAGAGCGUCACAAUGCUGACGAGCCAAUUAGUAGCGUGCGGUUCAGAAGGCGUUGUGGGAUGCAACGCUUCCACGGUACAGAUAGCGAUCGGCUCCAGACCAGAGAGACUCGCGACCAGGGCUUCGGUCACGGGACUGGUGAUCGCCGCCGGACCACCCGAGCGGAGACACCCCAUGCUGCAACCCUUGAUGAUGGGCAUCGAACUAGACGCGCAGUGGGAAGCGUGGAGGCGAGCCGAAGGUGGGAUGUCUGCGAGGGAUCCCACAGUACGUGUUGGGAUCGAAGUUGACUGCGUCACUGUGGACCUUAAACCAGAAGACUUGGCAGCGCUGAAAAGAAUUAAGAAGACACUGCUAGACAUGUCUCGCAAUGAACAGGUAGCUACAACCCUCGAGAGUAAUGCCAACAAUGACAUUAACAAUGUUGACAACACUGAAGGUCAGCCGACGCCAUUGAACGUGGAAAGGCCACCCUCGUUGUCUUCAAUAGAUACGACUUACAGUACCGAAACAGGCGACCAUUACUACAAGGACGAUUUGAGGACCGGAGCAUUCAAGAUAGUCUCUGGUGGUCAGCUGCCGAUGGCGUAUCAAGUUAUAUUGCACGGCAGCUGUGUGUCGUGGCGCUACCCUCAUCCUCGAGCUAUCACUCGUCUCAUAGUGUUCCCGUUGCCUGGAUUGGUAAACGAUAUACCGUGCGUCCUAGAGUUUUAUAUACCGAUGCUUGGCAAAUGGGAGGCGCACACCCACUUCUCGUUGCCGGUCGGUGAGCCCAACGAACUACGACUCCAGGUCACGCCUCCGGAAACUGUGUUUGCUCAAAUAUGGCGCUUCCGUAUUUACGAGGAGACCGGCAAAGAAACGCCAUACGAAUUUAAAUUAAGCAAGUUCACGCCGAGAAAUGAUCCUUUGCAAACGGACACGUUUAGCGAGCCACCGGACCCGACCGGUUCAGCAUCAGGAGUGACAGCCGAACAGCUCUCGGGCGUGAUCCGCGUCGACUCGUACUUCGCACCGCGACUCCUACCGAACACGAGACUCUUCGUGCGAGCAGCGAACAUCGAAGUGCAUUUCCAUAACUCGUUACCUUAUUUGACCAGUAAUGCAACGGUUUUGGAAGGAUACUACGUGUCGCGCCCGUUGAUGCGCAGUCACCGCGUGUUGACGUUGUACGCACGCAAUCUGACCGCGCACGCCGAACUAGACUCGCCCGCCGGCAUAUCCGUGUUAAUCGACACACGACUCUCAUUCGACAUCCUGGAGUGCGAUACCGGGACAAUGGACGGGCUCGUAAGCGAGUUUCCCGCGCAGCUCGCUCUGUCCGUGCCCAUGAGUACGCCGCAGCUCGCCAAAGUGCGUGCUCGGCUCGACCUCCUGCGCGUGCGUCUACACGUUCCGAGACUUAGAGUCAUACACGCUCUGGUCAAAGACUGGAGGGUAGCCAUCGAUCAGUAUCUUGAAAAAGCCCGACUGGAACCGAACGUGGAAUUGGAAACGAAAAAUAUAAGAACCAAACGAGACUUCGCGGAUGCCAUGGAGGAAGCGUUGGAAGGACGCGUCUCACUCUGGGUGCACAACAGUUCCUCUGCCGCUCUGAGGAUGGGACAAGAGGGAACUGAUGAAGUCGUGCCUCUGGGACCUGGAACUAGGCUUGCGUACCGAUGGCGUAAUCCCACAGCCCCGAAGACGCUUCGGUUUUCUCUCGCUGGUCCCACUGCCGACUGGCAUUGGUCUAACAGCAUCCCAUUCACAUUGGGCAGUCAUCGAGUGCGCUUAGAAGACGCUGAACGUCUCGGCGGCAAGGGUCCGGGAGCGGGGGUGUUUGUUCAUGCCGCGGUGGAAGGGAAAGGGGCUAGAUUAUGCCUCCAUUUGUCAGGACGACUGGUCCUGGCGAACAUGCUUAGGUUCGAUUUACUAUACAAGGUCCGUGCCCGUUGCUCUGAUUCGAACCAGUUGUGCACGAUCUGUUCGGGCGAGCUCAUGUCCGAGGAUGUCGGGACGAGCGUCCUCUGCGGAGACGACAGCGAGAUGAUGCUCAAAAUAAAAUUCAUGUCCCACGACACUGGCUGGUCUGGUGAUAUACCAUUGAAGGAAUGCCCCAAAGAAAACGUACCCUGGCUCGUCAAAGUACCGAGUCAAGGCAACGUGCCCUAUAUGGCGGUCUGGUGCAGAGUGGUGAAGGCUCGCAGCGACGGUCGCAUAUUAGCUACAGUGUGGCCGCUGUACGUUCUCAAGUCGCACCUGCCUCUCGACACCGAUGUUUUAAUUAGAACCGAAUCCGGUAUAUCAGUGUCAGAAGCAUGUCCGGAGCCGACAUCCGCUCCUCUAGUGCAGUCCGCGCCGGGACGCGGCACUAGUGUACAUUUACUGGCACCGGGAACUACGUCAGCAAGGCACAAUCUGCUCUUCCAAUACAGGAAUAUAGAAUGUCCAGUGACAAGAGACGCGGUCCCGCUUCACUACGGCGUGCCGGACACUUCUGUGUUCGAGAAACGUGGGCCGGUCUCUAAUGUCGAUCACGUCAUCGAUGAGAUCAUUAAAUGGCUCGAUGAUUCUGGUCGGAAAGCUCGAUCGGACUGGCCCUACUCUAUCGUGUCGAAGCAGUGGUGCGGACUGUGGCAGCCGGCUUUACUACAACCACGAUCUGACGUCACUGUCCGUUACCAAGCCGUCCGCGCGGGUGGUGGCUGCUGUCUCGAGCUGCAGCUAUCCCCGGUGGUGCUGCUCUGCAACGCGGCCCCGAUAGCACUAACGCUGCGAGCUUACGACGCGGCGCCCCUGUGCAAGCUCGAACCGGGAACGGUUAUCGCACCGCCGUCCACUGUUGUCAAGAAACCUUUCUUCAUGUCCGUGGAAAUGGGCCGCGAGACGUUUGUUAGCGGCCAGCUGCAGGUCUCCAACGAGGACCCGGGUCGCUACGGAGCCCCGCCUCCGGGGCAGGUGGCCCUCGAUCACUCGUUAGAAUUCGCCAUACAAUGCAACCAAAAGGUGGCGCUCAUGACAAUGUACUAUCAACUCAUAAAAGAAAUAAACGUACUCGGCGUCAACUCGACCUACGAACUUCUCAACAGAUUGGAUACAAAAGUUAUGGUCUCCGCCAUUGCUGUGCCGAAAGAGGUCGAAAAUGACGUAGCGCUAAUGCCGAAGACAUUCAAACUAGCAGAUCCGACCAAAAGCGUCCACGGAUUGCAACUGUGCCGCUUCUGGCUGCAAGGCCGUUGGCGCGGCGGCGACCCAUCCGAGCUCCGGCUGUACCUGUGUCUCGCUUUACCUUCCGGGCAUUACCCUGCUCACACGCCGGUCCCGGUCAGGCUCGGAGCUGCGCCCCUGAGACGUUCGGUCGCACUCAUUGAUGCUAACAGAGAGUCGGUCCCGAUAGUGAUCACGCAAAUAAAACACGAAGACAGAUGGAUGAUCUCGGUGGCACGCGACCGCUGCCCGCAGUUCGUCGUGCACAACCGCACGAGGCAUACUUUAGCUGUGGCGCAACCCAUGAUGUCGCCAGAGGAACCCUCCACGUCCGCAGUACCGGUGAUGUCGGAAUGUUCGGGCGCGGGGUGGUGGUGUAUCGCUCAUCCCCAAGCGGUGACGCACUACACGACCCCCUCGCACAACAAUCGCUACCCUCCGCCGGCUAACACUUUUGACUCCAAGCCGGAAAUUCCAUUCCUUACCUUCACUAUAGUGCACGAUGACGGCAACAAGGAGUGGUGUCAGCCGGCUGCGAUGACGGAUGGCGAGCAACUCGUGCAGCUGCCCGACAACGUAACGAUAAAGCUGCGAGUGCACGCGCACCCGCACUCAACGCACAUCGAACUGCAGAACGUCGAUCAGGACGAUAUAUCGGCCAGCGAUAUCCGUCGUCGUUUGUUCGGUGCGUUCGCAACACACAUAUCGCACGAGUCACUAAUCGACACCGGCGAAUUGUCUGUACCACAGAGUUUAGAUCGACUGGGUGGUCAUGUGAAAUUACUCCAUCAGAACGUUGCUCACGAGGAGUCUGGAGAGUCCUCGCCGAUACCGUGGGCGAACGAACACGCCAUCUGUGGUCCUCAGGGGAGAAACCCCAUAGCAGUAGCGGCGGUUACCGUGGAGCACUGCCAAGAGAGUCCCGACGCCGCGGAACUAUCCUCUGCAGUUGAGAAUCCAAGUCAUUUGGAAGAAAAAAUACACUUUGAAAUAAGUUCAUCUGAAGUAUCAAUCAAAAUUACUCCCGAGAAAAAUGAUGCCGAAUGGGAUGAAAACGGCAGGAUGUGGCCCCAAAACGAGCAGCUCCGUUGUGUUAUCGCUGGGGUCAUAGUGGAAUUGGCCAGCGCUAUGGAUACUUUGCCGCUUAUCGCGUUGCACGCGGAUCGCGUGGCCGUACUGAUUGUAGCCGACGCUAAGCGAACGAAAACGGCCAUAUCGAUAUCGAACGUGCAAAUCGAUAAUCAACAAUACGAAACGGGUCAGUACGACUUCGCGGUCGUCGCGUGCACCCGCGCGGACCCCUCGCCGAGCCCGGACGAGCGCCCGCCCCCGCUCUGGACCAUGUUCUCUGCAGACGACGCGUUCGCGACCAAACACGAAAACGCACGAGUGCUUAUCAAGAUUCAACACGACAACUGGACUGUUUUGACACAUACUUUCAAAGAACUAACUGAACUGGAUUUCCACGUGGGUCCGCUGGCGCUAUACAUAGAGGACGCCUACGUCACAGCGCUCGUGGAACUGUCUCGUUUGGCUCAGUCAAGUCCUGAUGCGGUGACCGAAGCGGCCUCACUCCUAGCCGAAGAACGAUCCCUACAAGUUCCCCUGAGGCUCAGACUACUGCACAUAAGGCCACUGGAUCUGACGCUAACUUUACACACAGCGGUCCGGAUGUACAUAGCCCUAGAUCAGAGUCCGUUGCGACUGAGCGCGUUCGAGUUACGGGACAUGAUGACGUCAACGGAGCGGUUGACGCACGCGCUCACCGUGCACUACUUGUCCGCCGCCAUACUUGGAGCAGGGUGGGUAGUUGGAGGUCUAGAGUUGCUCGGUGCUCCCGGCGCCCUGGCGGCUCGUGUCGGCAGCGCCACGGGAGGAGUUCGAGGAGUGGCGUCAGCGGCUGUGGCCGCCCUACUGAAAUCUCUCAGUGCGUGGGCAGGAUCUCUGGCCAGAAACCUGGAUCUGCUGGCGGGUGAUGAAGAGCACGCGAGAAGAGCGGCAGCUGCCAGGAGGAGACCGCCCCCUAGCUUUGUGGCGGGACUCGUCGCGGGAAUCACGAAUUUUGCUAUUAAUAUUUUAGGAGCGGUUGGAGGUUUGGCUCACCAUCCCUUGGUAGGGGUAGCGGUGGGUGAAACAGAAAGCGGAGCGACCGCCUUGCGAAGGGGUUUGCUGGGUGCUCUGACGAAACCGCUCAGCGCCACAGCUGACUUAGUGGCCUACGCUGGACACGGCUUGUUGAGACAGACCGGCUGGGACCCAGUGCCUCAGCCUCGUCCCACUUUACGAUCGAACGAGACGGUAUCACGGAACGGCUGGCGACGCGACUGCGUGCGGUGGUCGUUUAGGCUAGCCGAGCUGACCGCCCUCUCGGGGUUCGAAGCCUUGCUGGAUAACGCGCCGCUGCAGCUACUCCUCACACACAAGUUCCUGGUUGUAGCCGAUCCUCAAACGGAACGUAUCGUUGAGAUGAUCGACUUUCGUUUCUGUACUCUGGAGCCUUACCAGGGACCUGUAAUACGGCUUAUCGUGACUCAGAGAAGGCAAUCGAAGUUGUUAGAGUCCAGGGCGGUGGACGAAGACGACGAAUUUCAGAUAAGCGCAGCGGCGAUGGCGCGAGUGGCUCGGUACACGGGCACAGAGGGCGCGCCGACCUCGGAGUCCCGGGUUCUAUCCCUAGUGCCGACAGCUGGGAGGGCUUAUGCUCUCCACGUGACUCUAGCAACGCUUCUACAUCACAACGUAGAUUCUCAUUUCCAGUUAUUGUAAUUUAUCGAUGAAACGUCCUUUCUAAAUUUUGUCUCGCGAGUUGUAGACGUGAUAAAAAUAUAUCGUCUUCUUGCAUUAAAACUGUAUAAUCUCAAAACUUACUAAUUUUACAGGAGACUGUUUUAAAGGCUUAACAUGUGAUAUUUUUAAUAUUAAUUAUCUUUGCAACAUUUUAUUUUUUAUUUUUAACUAGUUAUGUUAUCUGUCUUUUAAAAUAAGAUAAAAUUAUGUAUUAAUUUUGUUAAUAAUAGUCAAAACAUAGGUAAACAAUUUUUUUUUUUUUAUGAAAGCUAAACUACGCUCUUUGGACAGUAUUUAUGAGAAAAUUACUGGUGAUACCAAAUGAUUCCGCAUUUUAACACAAUUUCGAAUAUUUUUGAUAAUUGUACACUUUUAAUGCGAAAAGACGAUAUAAGAGAUCCAAUUUAGGGAUGUCUCAGUCGAACUACUUACUCACUUCGGCUUGUGACGUUUGUUGAAUUUGCAAGACAUAUCAGAGAGUUAAAGGUGAUAAUUAAAAAAAAAAACGAAAAAGAAAAUUUAAACUGGCAAUAAAAAUUCUCAAUUAAUCUCUGGUGGUAAACGGAAUGUGACGAUUUCUGAUGACAUCGAUCACUCGUGAAAAUUUCAAAUAAAUAUUGGAAUUUAUUAUGCGCUUUGUUAAACUCAUGGAAAUAAUGAAUUUAGUAACGAACCGUGCAAUAUUAAUGUACGCAUAACAAUUUAGAAGUGUAACUUCGAAAUCGCAAGCAAUAUUUAUCUUUAAGAGUAAGAUCAUAAAGUCCACUUUCAUGUGAGUAACGAUUGUAGUUCCAACAGCUAGAAUUGUAAAUAAUGCGUUUUAAAAACUAGUCUAUCUAGAUUUUAACUAAAUUUAAAUUAAGAAAGCUUGAAGAUAUCAUCCGAACAUAAUAAAGUAUGACAAUAACAUUAGUCACGGGUAUUGUCAUUGUUAAAAAAAUAUUUCUUGAAUCGAGUCACUGAUUUAUGUGAUAGGAAUAGUUUAAAUCGUGACGGCAUUUAUUAUAAUCGAUUCAUUUCAGGAUUUUAUCCCUUUGUGCCAAAAGGAAAAAGUAUUUUCAGUCGGUUUAAUUAAUGUAGUUUUUCCUGUCUAAAUUUAAUGAUAUUUUGUUUUGGAACUAUUUCUAUAAUUAACGUGUUAGAAUUGCGUGAAUGCGUAGAUUUAUAUAAUACGUUUAUUUCCAAAUUUUCUGAAUGACAUAUUAUUUAAAUUGUCGUUUAUUUUAAUCUUUUAAAUUUACUUUGAACCUUACUAAGGAUAUAAUAGUAUUUAUAGCAUUUUUUACUAGAGGUACAGUUAUAAUAAUGUCACGUAAAAACCAUGAAGUGACCAUUCCAGAGGUCGAUGCAUUGCAGAUUGUCUUCUCAUUUCUCGACAGAUAAAAGAAAAACAUCACAUAAUUUAUAUUAUAAUAUUCUGGAAACGCAUCAAUGUCGUAUGUAUAAAAUUGGUAUUGCCUGUAUAUUUUGUAAUGAUAUUUUUUGGUAUUAAAAAUAAAGAUAAUUUAUGUUAAUAACGCAAUAUUCAGCUCUAUGUUGUUUGUUAAUUUUUAUUUUGUUAUAAAUAAUAGACGACAUUAAUUCCGGGUCAUCAUAAUUCGUUUGCCAAGCCUCUCUUAAAAAGAGUAUAUCAGAAACAGCAUAAUAAACAUAUAAUUUUAAUCAAUCAUAAAUUAUAUCGUACAUUCCAAUAACUGACUGUGGAUCUUAUUCAUAAUUAAUUAUUUGAACUCGAUAAGCCCAUCACAAAAAUAGCCGUCAAAAAGUAUUAUUUAGAGUAAAAAUUAAUAAAACUUUUAGAAUGUUUUGCUCAUAUGGGGCUUAUAAAGCUCCCAUAACUGACUAUGAAUAAAACUGUUAAUAUUUAAUUGCACGCAUUUGAUUACGUUUAUUAUUUAAUAGUUACUAAAUAGUGCUUAUUAAAAAAUUCGCUUUUAUUAUUGCAAUUAAAGUAAUUAAUGACAAUUGAAUUGUGAUUCGUCGUUGUAAGUAUUAGAUUCUAGUGAACUUGACUAUAGAAUUAGUAACAGAUCGCUUAUAGCUCCUCUUCAAUUCAGUUUUACAGUGAUUUGGUUAAUACUUUGUUUGAUAUUAAACUUAAAGAAGUUCUUUGGCAAAGCUCAUAUUUGACUGUCUCUCCUUAGUCAAAAAUUUAUUUUAUGGUCGAUUUUGAUUUUCACUUAUUGCCCCAAAUACGUGCAUACUGUUUUGUGUACACUCACUUUUUUCACUCAUUUUAUUGAGUAAAUACUUGAAGAAGUUUUUUUUAUUAAAAACAGUAAAAAUAAUACUUGUAAAAAGUCUCAGAAGAAAUUAUAUAUAACUCAUCGACUGACUCUCUACUUCCAAAAAUAUCAUAAGUAUCGUUAAUAAUAGAUUAGAUUCACAAAUAAUAUUGGUGUCAAGGGCUCUUUGUUGAUAGAAAUUAGUGGGAAAUUCACUUUGGGAGUGGCUUUUAAAUUUAAAAGAAAUAAGAAAAACGAUUUUAUUUAAAAACAUCAUUGAGACACAAAUAAAUAACAAACAUAAUACUUAUAGAAGUAGUAAUGAAAACUAAAAUUUUAUAAAAGUAUUUUAAACUAUCCUUUCGUAUAUAUUAUAAGUAAAAUGUAUUAGCACGAAGUCAGCAUUUUCCGGGCGUUGCUUGCUCCUCAAUAAAGGCAAGCAGGUGUAAGUAAGUUUUUAAUCGUAUUCUGGUAUAUCCUGAAAAGUAUUACAAUGAAACUGACGUUCUCUUGUGCCAAUAUCGUAACUACUUGCAUAUAUACUUCCAUAAAUAUUCCAUAUUUGAUAUUUAGAAAUAGAAAAAGGGUAUUGAUGCCCUUGAAAAUUGUGUAAAUUUUCUCUGUGAUCGACUUGGUCACGGACUGACCGUAUCGAGAUCAGUUGGUGACCGCGUAUUAGCUCACUCUAUAAUGGCACAUACUUAUAUCACAAUUAUAUUACAAUAAUUAUUUGUAUGUGAAACGAAAAUUUUAAAUUUUUGUCCUCAAAAGAAAGUAUACCAAAAUUAUAAAAUUAUUUUAUAAAUAUAAUUUUUAUGAACGACUUCUUAAAUUUACGUUAGAUUUAAUGUAUAAAAAAGUUGUGUGUUUUUUUUGUGAAAUUAAAAAUAAACGUGUUUGAAGCGAU
Messenger RNA from Bombyx mori (domestic silkworm), 15294 nucleotides. RefSeq lists its product as uncharacterized. The record is from RefSeq and is a predicted model, not a curated record. Bases 280 to 12141 code for a protein of 3953 amino acids. The transcript is spliced from 85 exons. Lineage: Eukaryota; Metazoa; Arthropoda; Insecta; Lepidoptera; Bombycidae.